AUGAGGGCAACGAGAGUGUUGCAUACACCGCCGCUGGAGAUACUGCAGGAGAGGGGUGUUCACAGCUACUCCUCAGAUGGAGCUGCGGUAUCGCGCCUUUCCAACGCAAAGGUGGUUGGGGCGCUUCAAAAGCUCUGGGGCAUUCUCUUAAGUGAAACAGCGGAGACGCUGAUGAUAGCCCUUGCCUCACGCAUGCCCCCACCCUUGGUCUUCCGCAGGGAACUGCGCUCACCCAACGCGAACUCGCGCCGGAUUCCCACCGUGCCGGGUAAGAUCCCCCGCAGUGAACCAGAGGCAUGUGCGGGCCCUCUGCUACAGUGCGGUUCUGUUCAUGCGCAUGAUGUCGUCUCUGUGGGCCGAGGAUUUGACGGAGCCCCGCUUUUGCUUUUCCUGUCCUCUGCCUUUAACCAGGCGUCCGCCGGGGGCGGGAUGGGCGCAAGCCUGUCGAACUUAAGUGGUGGCGGCAGGGCGUUUAAAAACUGGGCCCCGCGUCAGUGCUGA
Messenger RNA from Trypanosoma rangeli, 501 nucleotides. RefSeq lists its product as uncharacterized. NCBI's taxonomy places the organism in Eukaryota, Euglenozoa, Kinetoplastea, Trypanosomatida, Trypanosomatidae. The record is from RefSeq and is a predicted model, not a curated record. The coding region runs from base 1 to 501 and encodes 166 amino acids. The transcript has a single exon.